GACUGCUCCUGUGCUCCAUCGAUCGGUCGAUGGAAGCUGCUCCAAUCCUCCUUCCUCUCCCUCGCUCUCGCCCUCUUCUUCCUCAAGCGGGGCCGAUCUCGCUCGCCCUCGCUAGAACAAGCGGCAGCAGUCGCCUUCACGGUCGCACCUGCGGCCGCCGCCUAACUGCGGGGAUCGAUGCCGUCCUCGUCGACGGAGCCGCCUCCGCCGAUCUGGCCCCUGUUCAGAUCACCUGGCAGAUCGCCGUCGGCGCACUAGCUGGAAUCACGCCCUUUGUGGUCGCGGGGAUUGAGUUCAGCAAGAGGAUAAUAGCACAAAGAAAAUGUGGAGUUUGUGGAGGCUCUGGCCUUAUUCUUCUUAAAGAUAAAUCCUAUGCUCGCUGCCCCGGCUGUGGUGGAUUUCUCCCAUGGCAGUCGUGGAAAAGAUUCUUCACAGGAUAGAAAAGUGAUCAAAGUGAUAUAUGACCUUCCUCAUGCAAUCUGAAUUUCUUGUGAUCUAAAAGCAAAGAAAAUACACCUUUUCUGUAUAUCAAGAAUACUAGUCAAAAAAUGAGUUAAAUGUUGGUGUAAACUUUCCAAAUUUGGUGGCAAAUUUGCAGCAUAUGCAUUUGUAUAUUA
Messenger RNA from Zingiber officinale, 617 nucleotides. RefSeq lists its product as uncharacterized. The transcript has 4 exons. The coding region runs from base 30 to 440 and encodes 136 amino acids. The record is from RefSeq and is a predicted model, not a curated record. Lineage: Eukaryota; Viridiplantae; Streptophyta; Magnoliopsida; Zingiberales; Zingiberaceae.